Loxodonta africana (African savanna elephant) is the source of this 1221-nucleotide messenger RNA. RefSeq names its product olfactory receptor 14A16-like. Gene Ontology annotation, molecular function: odorant binding; G protein-coupled receptor activity; olfactory receptor activity. The coding region runs from base 286 to 1221 and encodes 311 amino acids. Gene Ontology annotation, biological process: G protein-coupled receptor signaling pathway. Gene Ontology annotation, cellular component: membrane. The record is from RefSeq and is a predicted model, not a curated record. The transcript has a single exon. Lineage: Eukaryota; Metazoa; Chordata; Mammalia; Proboscidea; Elephantidae.
GAUAAUUUAACACAGCAGCUCUCCCAACUUCCAUAGCUCUUACAUGGUCAAGGUCAAGAUUAACCCCUCAUUUUAUUUCAGACCUUUGCAGUUUAAAAACAUAACGAAGACUGGAAAACCACAGAUGAUAGUGGUUAAUUUGUGUUCAUACAAUAAUUUUGCUUUACGACAUUCAACAGAAAUGAACAUGUAACUUUCAAACAACGGAGUCACACAAUAUUUAGGUGUAUAAAAAAGAAUCUCACAAAGUCUUUCCUUUUGUCAAGCCCCAGGAACAGGUGUAUCAUGGCCAAUCUGACCACUUUGGUGGCUGAAUUCAUCCUCAUGAGAUUUUCAGAUAUCAGGGAUUACCAAGUCCUCCACGCCACACUGUUCUUACUCAUCUACCUGGUAGCUCUGGUUGGCAACCUCCUCAUCAUUCUUCUCACCACUUUGGACCAGCACCUCAAAAGUCCCAUGUACUUUUUCCUGAGGACUCUGUCAUUCUUAGAUCUUUGUUUCAUUUCUGUCACAGUUCCCAAGGCCAUCAUCCAUUCUUUGACUCAAAGUAGUUCCAUAUCUUUCCUGGGGUGUGUGGCACAGGUCUUUUUAGUUGUUCUGUUUGCUCGUGCAGAGCUGGCCUUGCUCACAGUAAUGUCCUAUGACCGAUAUGCAGCCAUUUGCCAGCCCCUAUAUUAUCAGGUUGUCAUGAAAAAAAGGGCUUGUAAACAGAUGGUUGCUGCUUCAUGGCUCAGUGGGGUUGUCUCUGGGUUCUUGAAUACAUCUGUGACCUUCUCUUUACCAUUUUGUAGGUCGAAUUUUGUCUAUCAAUUCUUCUGUGAGAUCCCUUCACUACUCAAACUAUCCUGCUCAGAGAAUUAUCUUGCUGAGACUGGAGCCGUAAUCAUUACAACAUCCUUGGAUUUUCUGUGUUUUGUUUCUAUCAUGGUUUCCUAUAUCCACAUCUUAGUCACGGUUCUAAGGAUACCGUCAGUGCAAGGCCAGUCAAGAGCCUUUUCCACCUGUAUCCCUCACCUUGUCGUUGUUACUGUUUUUCUCACUACAGGGUCCAUUGCCUACCUAAAGCCAGUGUCAGAGUCCCCCUCAGUUUGGGGUCUUCUGGUAUCUGUCUUCUAUACUGUGGUGCCACCUACCCUGAAUCCCAUCAUCUAUAGCCUGAAGAACAAGGACAUGAAAACUGCCUUUUGGAAAAUUGUGAGAAAGAUUGUCAUCACACAAUAA